Messenger RNA from Camellia sinensis, 1468 nucleotides. RefSeq lists its product as uncharacterized. The record is from RefSeq and is a predicted model, not a curated record. Gene Ontology annotation, cellular component: membrane; endoplasmic reticulum. Lineage: Eukaryota; Viridiplantae; Streptophyta; Magnoliopsida; Ericales; Theaceae. Gene Ontology annotation, biological process: membrane organization; endoplasmic reticulum tubular network organization.
AGGCAAGUGUAACGCGUCAAGGUGUAUUGUGUUGAGUUGUUGUGACGAGAGAGAGAGAGAGAGAGAGAGAGAGAGAAGUAGAGAGAGUAGAAUGGGGGGGCAAGAAGAGGAUCCACAGAGGCUGAAGAGGAUUGCGGCGGCGGCGUACGACUACGAUAACGAUUCAAGAUGGCCGGAGUACUGGUCCAACAUCCUCAUCCCUCCUCACAUGGCAUCACGCUCUGAUGUCAUCGACCACUACAAGCGCAAGUUCUAUCAGCGUUACAUCGAUCCUGAUCUUGUUGUCGAGGCAAUGGCUUCAAGCAGUUCUUCCCAGUCGGCAAGACCUACACCAACGCCAUCAUCAUCUUCAACUCCAAAUGAACAAGUGCGAUCACGUAACUCAGGAUCAACUACUAGAACAUCAUCAACGACUGCAGCUUCAACUCCAACUUCUCUGCGUUGGGAUCGACAAACCAUUCAAUUUUCUAUCAAUGCCUGGGUAUUCAUUGUGGCUGUGCUUGCAAUAAUUCCUCUUGUACCUAGAAAUCUUUCAAAUAGAGCAUACCGGCUUUCCUUUAUGGGCACUGCAUGUUCUUCUCUGUUUUCCUUGUACUCUCUAUAUGGGAAACCUAGGGCAUGGAAUUUGCAGGCCGUGCAAGUGUGGUUCCAGUCUGUGAUUGCGACCAAGGAUUUUGUUUACUUCAUAUACUGCCUUACCUUUGUCACCUCAAAUCUUUACCUCAAAUUUGCCUUAAUUCCCAUUUUGUGCCGAGCGCUGGAGUAUGUGGCCAAGUUUCUGAGACGUAAUUUCACCCGUUCCUCCUUGUACAGGAAGUACUUGGAAGAGGCAUGUGUGUGGGUAGAAUCAAACACGACUACACUCAGCAUUCUUUCUUCACAGGCUGAGAUCGGACUUGGAUUUCUUCUAAUCCUUUCUCUGUUCUCGUGGCAGCGCAACAUAAUACAAACAUUCAUGUACUGGCAGCUAUUAAAGCUCAUGUAUCAUGCUCCCGUGACUGCUGGUUACCAUCAAAGCGUGUGGGCUAAGAUUGGGAGGACUGUUAAUCCACUGGUUCACCGCUAUGCACCAUUCUUGAACACUCCAAUGUCUGCUGUCCAGAGAUGGUGGUUCAGGUAAACAAACCUCAGAGAUGAACACGAAGAACAAAUAUCUAAUGGCAUCAAUGCAAGAUUUACCCAAGUUUUGUUUUUUAAUGGAAAAAUAUACUGGUUUAUAUGACCUAGGACUUGUCUUGACUGGAAUUGGUUGAUUAGAACUAUGCUAAAAUAAUCUCACACAUACGGACAGGUCAAUUGAAGAGGUUUCUUUUCUUUUUCACUGUACUGUCAUUUGACAUUGAAUCAGCAGGAGAAAUGUAUGGAUUGAAAGGUUUGGGCCAUAGUGGUAUUCGAACACUGAAUGGUUCUUGGAGGUUUGUUCCAGUAAUGAGCAAUGUAUGUAGAGCAUUGAUGGGUUUGAUGAUCA